CGAUCGACCGGAAGGCGAAUUAAAUGAUCUCUCAGAAACUGGUAUUCGUGCAGACACUUCUCGACACGCACAACCUUACCUCCAAUGCAGCGGGCCUUUGCCUUGACUGCUCCUGCUGGUGCUUGCUACUUCGGGAGACUGCGCCAUCGCAUGUUUGGGACUCUACUCCUGGGAAGAGAGAUAAGAAGGAAUAAUACCUAAGAAAACAGGACCUGGCACAAAGAGAGAUGACAGCCAAGUCUUGAAUCGGAAUGUGCCAGCCCUGAAAGAAUAUCGCACAUUUCUCAGAUCUCGGCGCAAAGCGGAAUGCGCCCCGAAUGCGCUCUGCAUGAUACAAGAGACCCGAAACAACAAAGCAAAGCAGCAGCAGCCACUGCUGUUCUCUGCUCUGCCUUCUGUCUCUUGCAGUCUUUGGUUUCUCCCAUUAUCAGAAGAGAAGCUUCCUGAAAAUGGAUGCACUGGCAGGGGAGUGUGAGUGACCCAGGCCAGGUUGGCAAAAGCCAUCUGGUGAUCAGUGACCGGGAAGCUUGCCAGAGGUGAGGUAAGGUUAGGUGCGGUCAGUGUGGAUUACCACGUCUGCAAGCGCUCCGCUGGCUGGGUGGAUGGCUGGCCGUGCGAAAAGCGCCCAGUUGGCAGCUCCUCGCACCCUGGCGCAAGGGCUAGAUGAGGAUGCGAUCGGGGGGGAGCGCAAGCCCGGAAAUUGCCCAAAUCACAGAUAUCAAGAAUCCAUUCACAAUACCUUAAGCCAGUCCAGCCUGUUCCAUUUGUUCCAGUCCAGUUUGUUCUGCUGUUCUGCUGUUCUGCUGUUCUGCUGCUCUCUCCAUUGUGUCUCGGUGGCACAGUGUCGAGGACUGCCCUGAACGGAUCCGCGCAAAGGUCAGGCAGUUUGGUGUGCGGGUGUGCGAUUACCGGCAUCUGCUCUUUUAAUGCAGAUUCUUUGCGACUCCUCCGUUCUCUUCCUCGCCCACAACCUCCGAAUUGCUCAACCCGGUGCCAUCAAACCAACCAAGUUCCUCUGCUCAGUUCCUCCACGACACCACCGCUUCCCCAACCUUGCCAUCCAACAACUUCCCAACACCGUCCGGCAGCACCCCAGCAGCACCCACAAGAGUCGGCUUGGUCCUUGCGGCACUGGCGGUGACCUCAAUCAAGGAUAG
This is a messenger RNA of Podospora pseudopauciseta, 1157 nucleotides long. RefSeq lists its product as uncharacterized. NCBI's taxonomy places the organism in Eukaryota, Fungi, Ascomycota, Sordariomycetes, Sordariales, Podosporaceae. The record is from RefSeq and is a predicted model, not a curated record. The coding region runs from base 927 to 1157 and encodes 76 amino acids. The transcript has 3 exons.